Ambispora leptoticha is the source of this 763-nucleotide messenger RNA. NCBI's taxonomy places the organism in Eukaryota, Fungi, Glomeromycota, Glomeromycetes, Archaeosporales, Ambisporaceae. The record is from the annotation of a GenBank genome assembly.
GGUAUAAGUCAGGGUUACGGGUAAAUGAGGCGAUAAACUUUGACUUAUCAGCCAAAAAUAAGCAAGGUUUAUAUCGCAUAGAGAAACCAAAAGGCAAAAAGGAAAGGUUGGUUUAUGUUCCUAAACAAGUCAUCAGAGAGUUAAGGAAACACAAUUGGAAAUCAAAUCAGACUAACCGACAUAAUUUUUACCAUUUUUUACGGAAAAUUAAGCGAGAAUUAAACCUUUCGGCUGAAACAGAAUUAUCACCGCAUACUUUACGGAGGGCUUUUGCUACUUACCAUGCGGAAUCUGGUAUGCCUUUACCACUAUUGCAGAAAUUAUUAGGACAUUCCAGCAUCCGCACUACUGCUUUAUAUUGGCGGAAUAUUUAUCGCGGAGAUGAUGACAAUAAUGAUACGGCGGAUAUUCUAACCGUUGACACCUUUCCGGAAAUGCUACAAGUCCCCAAGCCUAUUUUUAUAGCGAAUGAGCCAGCAAUUCCCACUCAAAAACCAAUUCAGCAAGAUAAUUCACCACCGCCCAUCUUUACUGAGCCGAAAUGUGCUAAAAUUGACUAUCAGCUCAAACCAGUAAUCAACCAAAUUAAGCCUAAACCACCAAGGAAAACUUUCCUUAACAGCAAAACCACCCCACAACCCGAAAUUAACCAGCCAUUACCACUAACCACCCAAAAAGAGCAGAUUUUAUUACAAGAAAUUAAACAGUUAAGAGAACAAUUAAAACAAACCCAAGCGGAAAAUAACAAUUUAACUGCCAAACU